Messenger RNA from Pteronotus mesoamericanus, 1556 nucleotides. RefSeq names its product SET and MYND domain containing 3 (gene SMYD3). The record is from RefSeq and is a predicted model, not a curated record. NCBI's taxonomy places the organism in Eukaryota, Metazoa, Chordata, Mammalia, Chiroptera, Mormoopidae. The transcript is spliced from 12 exons. Gene Ontology annotation, molecular function: histone H4 methyltransferase activity; protein binding. Bases 73 to 1359 code for a protein of 428 amino acids. Gene Ontology annotation, cellular component: nucleus.
GCGGCUCCCGGCAGCCCGCGAGAAACCAGCAGCGGGACGCGGCUGCCGUCCGAGGUGCGGAGCUGCGGCAGGAUGGAGCCACUGAAGGUGGAAAAGUUCAGCACCACCGACAGGGGAAACGGGCUCCGCGCCUUGGUGCCGCUGCGCCCCGGAGAGCUGCUCUUCCGCUCAGAUCCGUUGGCGUACACGGUGUGCAAGGGGAGUCGUGGAGUCGUCUGCGACCGCUGCCUCCUUGGGAAGGAAAAGCUGAUGCGAUGCUCUCAGUGCCGAGUUGCCAAAUACUGCAGUGCCAAGUGUCAGAAAAAAGCUUGGCCAGACCACAAGCGGGAAUGCAAAUGCCUUAAAAGCUGCAAACCCCGAUAUCCUCCGGAUUCUGUCCGACUUCUGGGCAGAGUUGUUGUCAGACUUAUGGAGGAAACCCCCUCUGAAUCGGAGAAACUUUACUCAUUUUAUGAUCUGGAAUCAAAUAUUAAUAAACUGACUGAAGAUAAGAAAGAGGGCAUCAGGCAACUUGCAUUGACGUUUCAACAUUUCAUGAGAGAAGAAAUACAGGAUGUUUCUCAGCUGCCACCUUCCUUUGACGUUUUUGAAGCCUUUGCAAAAGUAAUCUGCAAUUCUUUCACCAUCUGUAAUGCAGAGAUGCAGGAAGUUGGUGUUGGCCUGUAUCCUAGUAUGUCUUUGCUCAAUCACAGCUGUGACCCCAACUGUUCCAUUGUGUUCAACGGGCCGCACCUCCUACUGCGUGCUGUCCGCGACAUCGAGGCCGGAGAGGAGCUCACCAUCUGCUACCUGGACAUGCUGAUGACCAGCGAGGAGCGUCGGAAGCAGCUGAGGGACCAGUACUGCUUCGACUGUGACUGUGUCCGAUGCCAAACCCAGGACAAGGAUGCGGAUAUGCUAACUGGUGAUGAGCAAGUAUGGAAGGAAGUUCAAGAAUCCUUGAAAAAAAUUGAAGAACUGAAGGCACAUUGGAAGUGGGACCAGGUUCUGGCCAUGUGCCAGGCAAUCAUAAGCAGCAAUGCCGAGCGGCUCCCAGAUAUCAACAUCUACCAGCUGAAGGUGCUCGACUGCGCCAUGGACGCCUGCAUCCACCUGGGCCUGCUGGAGGAGGCACUCUUCUAUGGCCUCCGGACCAUGGAGCCGUACAGGAUCUUCUUCCCUGGAAGCCACCCCGUCAGAGGCGUGCAGGUAAUGAAAGUUGGCAAAUUGCAGCUGCACCAAGGCAUGUUUCCCCAGGCGAUGAAGAACCUGAGGCUGGCAUUUGAUAUUAUGAGGGUGACACACGGCAGGGAGCACAAACUGAUUGAAGACUUGAUUCUGCUCUUAGAAGAAUGCGAUGCCAACAUCAGAGCCUCCUAAGGCGCCCGUCGGUGGAAGGACGGCUCGUGCCCUGACUGAAUGCCUUGCUGCGGCCACGCACCCUGUACCUUGUAUGCUGUGUGACCCUCCCCGUUGGAAAUGCUACUCUGUGUUUAUGUAGGUACAUAAGGCCGACAUACAGUUUGCAAACCCCAAGAACCAUUUAUUGUAGAGAAGCACGAUUAUAAUAAAUAUAA